AUGAUAAUGCAGAAAUUCAGUGGAUUCAUUUGUUUAAUUAUUGUAUGGAUGCUGACAGCAACAAUCUAUAUGGUGCAGAGCAAACAAAUAACUCGAACACCUGAAUGUGAUAAUGUUUACGCUACUUGUCGUGAUGAAGCUGAUCGUCGUCUUAUUGCUAAAGGUUGUCGUUAUUGUUAUCCUCAUGGCGGAUGUACUGUUAAUAACUCUGAUGAUUGUAAUAAUCUUCGUGCUGAUCUUAUCACUAAUUGUAAUGCCGCUGCUGCUCUGUGUAUCGGUAUUGGCAAAUAA
Didymodactylos carnosus is the source of this 291-nucleotide messenger RNA. The record is from the annotation of a GenBank genome assembly. NCBI's taxonomy places the organism in Eukaryota, Metazoa, Rotifera, Eurotatoria, Philodinida, Philodinidae.